CUUUGCUAGAAAAGAUCGCAACGGGAAGCGUCACGAUGCUGAGCUCGCAGCUCGCGUACCUCCAGGCGCAUGGCGACGACCUUGUGGGCCGACUGCGCCGGGCGAUGGCGCCAUUGGUGACGGCGUCGCUCCCGCCCGAGAUGGACCGCCUCCGCAAGACGCUCGCCAAAGCCUUCCCGGGCCGCGUGCUCGACAAGGAAAAGGACGUGGAGCUGCUCGCGCAGGCCAAGGCGAGCCUCGGGCCGGCGCUCCACGAGCUGCAUACCGCCACGUUGAUGCUGUUGGACUGGAAGCUCGCGGUCGUUGACGUGCUUCGCAGCGUCUGCGUCGAUCUCUCGAUUCUGCACUUUGGCGUGCAUCCCGUGCUCAUGGCAAGCUUCCUGCAGCUGUUUGCGACCUACGUCAAGCUGCACGUGCUCUGGGCGACGCAAGUCGACGUCCGUGGCUACCUCGGCCUGAACGGCGCGCUCGACCAUGGCGUCGAGUCGUUUGUCCUGUGCUUUGCCGACCACCCGUGGCGAGCGCUGCAGGCCGAGCUCAAGGACGAGAUCGCGCCCAAGCUAUGCUCGCUCGUGUGGUCGGCCUACGAAGCGACGGCCGGGUCGCGGGACCUCCUCGCACUGCGCAACCAAGGCUUUUUUGACCUCGAGAAGGCGGCCACCGGCGUGCUGGACCAUGCGGCUGUCUACGACCACCUUCUCUACCACGACGCGAUCGACGAAUGGGUCGUCUUGGCCGCCUUGACGUGUCCCCAGGAGCUCGUGCAGCCUCGAGGCAUGGCGGCGUUCGACGCCGUUGGCAGCACACUCUUUGGUCUCGUGCUCGCCGAGGACCUCACGCUCUCGGUGCAUGAAGUCGUGGCCGACGCCGCCAAGCUCCUCGACGCCAAGCUCAAAAAACUACUUCGCCGCAUCGCCAAGCGUGCGACCUCUGGCAGCGGGUAUCGCCACGCUGAUCGGCGCGCGUUUUGCAUCUGGAGUCUCUCGAGCGUCGUGCACCUCUUGGCACUGGACACGUCGCUUCUCGGGCCGCUCUACCCGAUGGUGCUGGCGAUGACGCACGUGGCGCGUGCUGAAGUGCAGUGGUACGUCGUGCACGCCUACCAAGCAACGCCGGCGCAUCUCAAGGCCAAGCACCAUGCCAAAGCGAGCUUCCUCGACCCGCGGCAGCUCGCCCUUUUGAUUUCGCUACUGCAGCGCGUCGAGGCAGCGACGCGGUCGUCCCAUUCGGUCGUAGAGGUGCAUUACAAGACGAUGCUGGCCUCGUGUAAGGUGCCAGACGUCCCCGCCGACGCCGCCGUCGACCCGCGCGUGGUCGAGAUCCUCACGGCCACACGUCCGCUCGUGGCGUCGGUCAACGCUGCCGGCAGCGACCACGCCCUCGACGACUUUAGCGCCAAUUGGGCCAAGGUGGUCGUCUACUGGAGCUGCAGCGGUGUGACCGUCGACGAACCGUUUGUCGCCGCCAUGCACGCGGUUGACGCCAACGCCCGCCGCGCCAACCGGUUGAGAAUUGCGGCUAGCUUUGCCCGCGCGACGAACCUUGGCCUGCUCGCGCACUACCCCGCGUCGUUGCGCAGUGCAUUUGCGUAUGCGAUCGCGCACGAGCCCGCAAGGACCGUGGACGUGAUGCAGGCCGUGGCCACGUCGCUGCCAUCGCACGCGGGUGACCUCGCAACACGGCUUGUCGACGACUGGCGCGGAGGUCUAGAAGGUCUUUUGCGAUCCGCCUACGAGCAAGCCCUCGCCCUUGCGAUCGCACAGCGAGACGGCGCAACAGCGUCCGGGGGGCGUGCACUGCAGGCGCUUCCACAGCUCUUUGUCGCGUUGCAAACAGCGAACGCCGUCGUUCUUCCUGCGUCAACGCUGGACCCGAGCGCGUUGUUUGGCGAAGCGAUGUCGUCCGUGUUAGCGUCUCUCCUUCGCGACAUGGUGGCGGCUUUGACGCCGCCGCAGACGAUGCAGAUGCGGCUGCAAGUGUUCCGUGAGUGCUUUGCCCGCUACGAUGUGGGCCACGGGAUAGCACUUCAACUACAGCGCGAAUGCGCCAUGUCGAAUGAAGACGUGCACCGUGGCAAUGACCGCUUUGCAUUGGCCAUGGCGCGUCUCUACCUUCGAUUUCUGACCGCGUUGGCUCCGACCGACGACGGGGCGGUCGGCGUGCCGUUCGUGUGGCUCGUGGACGGCUAUGCACGGCGCGACGGUGCGGUCUAUCGAAAGCUCGACGGACUCGACGCCAACGACCUGGCGACGCCGUUGCAGCUGCAGGCCUUGGUCACGGUCGUCGGCGCCGAGGGCUGUCGCGUCUUGUACGCAGGAAUCCUCGACUUUGUGCGGCAGCACAUCUCGCAGCUGCAGCACUGUCUGAGCUUGGACCGUGACGCGCUUGUCGAGUUUGGCAAAAGCCUCCUCUCGUCGCCCAAGACCGCGGUGAAGCGCAUGGCGACCUUGGACAAAGUGACGCAUCACAUGGCUGCCAUCGGACACGCUAUGCACCUCUGCACGAGCCUCAACAUGGCGUCGCAAGCGGUUGCUGCAUCGCCAAUGUCGACGCGUCGUCAAAAGGACGCACCGGACGUCGUCGCCGCGGUCCAGCUGUUUGCAGGCGACGACUGGACGCUCCUCCCGCUCCUCUUGAGCGCGGCCAUGACCAGCGCCUACUGGAAGGACCCGCAGGCGAUGCACGGGGCAAUGGCCGUGGCGUCGGCGCAACUGCUGCUCCUGCGCGUCUUUCGCCCGCCGCUUGUCGUGCCGCUGCCGCGCCACGUGAGCCCGACACAUGCGAUUGAGACGUUCGUGUACGUCCUGGCGACGACGUUGCUGACGCUGCAGCCAUCGAUGCUGUCGUAUCUUGGAGUGGUUGUCGCUGACGAGCGUAGCAUCGACGGCGCGUUCUUGUCGGCCGUCGUGCCCCCCGCAGUCAUCACCGUGAGUCCGAUCCACCUUGUGGGCGAGCUGACCGUGCACCUCGGACGGCGCGACGAGACCCGUGUCGCCAACUAG
Saprolegnia diclina VS20 is the source of this 3002-nucleotide messenger RNA. RefSeq lists its product as hypothetical. Lineage: Eukaryota; Oomycota; Saprolegniomycetes; Saprolegniales; Saprolegniaceae. The coding region runs from base 36 to 3002 and encodes 988 amino acids. Gene Ontology annotation, biological process: cell projection assembly; cell morphogenesis; cortical actin cytoskeleton organization. Gene Ontology annotation, cellular component: SCAR complex. The record is from RefSeq and is a predicted model, not a curated record. The transcript is spliced from 15 exons.